This is a messenger RNA of Leptopilina heterotoma, 2461 nucleotides long. RefSeq names its product ankyrin-1-like. The record is from RefSeq and is a predicted model, not a curated record. Lineage: Eukaryota; Metazoa; Arthropoda; Insecta; Hymenoptera; Figitidae. The coding region runs from base 136 to 2373 and encodes 745 amino acids. Gene Ontology annotation, molecular function: protein binding. The transcript has 3 exons.
AAAAUUUCAACUGGAUUGAUAUUUUUUUUAAACAAUUUUAAUUAUAUAAACAAAUGGAUUUUAUUAAAAUUUUAGAAUUGACAUAAAUAUUAAACUGAAAUAAACAAAGGAUCAAAGAAAAUUGACAAAGCAAAAAUGUCCUUCAUGUACAGUCGACUAAAACAAUUAGUCAUAACUGGUCAAGUGAAUGAAGUCAAAAAAAUUUUAACACUCAAUCCAAAUUAUGUAAUCGACAUAAAUCUUCUCUACUUAUCCAUAAAAUAUAAUCAACAAGAAAUUCUCCAAUUAUUCUUGUUUCGAACAUUUCCAUCAAUAAUUCCUCAUGAAUUCAAUAAUAAUAAUAAUAAUAAUAAUAAAGAAAAUUGCAAUUUUGUACAAGAAAAAAAUUACGACUUCAAACGCCACUUGUUAUCAAGCAUAGAAUCAAAAAUACAUCAACAAAAACAAUCAUUGAAUCUAAUGGAAAUUGCUUGUGAGAUAGUUGAUAAAUUUCUCACCGUUGUGCUAAUUAGAAAAACAAAUAAUAAAUUAAAAAAAAUAAAUUCACAAUUGGAGAAUGUCACAAGAUUUUUUAUCAAAAAUAAAGAGAGAUAUUUGUGGAGAAUAGAACAUUUAUUGCAUUGUAAACACAACCUUAAUGCAUGGGACGCUCAAGGUUGGACGCCAUUAUGUAAAAGUAUUCAACUCUUUGGCCAUUAUUUAGUUGAUAUUCUUCUUGAUAAUGGAGCAAAUGUUAAUAUUCCAACAGUGAGACAUCAAACGGCUCUUCAUUUUGCCUCAAGCUAUUACAAUAAUUCCGAGGCAUUUCAUCGUAUUUUAAAAUUAACAAUUCACAAUUAUUAUUCAAUUGAUGUCACCGGCUGUAUUCCCCUCUUUUACGCUGUGAUGAAGCAAAAUUCACUAACCACCGAAAUUCUAUUGGACAAAUUUCCCGACAAUAAAAACGAUUCACAUCACAAAAUGGCGUUUUGUCUCGCAAUUCUCAACACUGAAACAAGAGGAAGAAAUAAAAAAAUUGUCAAACAUUUUAUAAAACGUGGCUACACACUCUUUCAUCGUGAUUUCUUUAAUCUCAAUAUUCCACAAUCGUGGAUUAAUCAUUUACGAAAUAUUAGCGAGGAUCCUGAAUACGAUUAUUUACAUUUCUUUCUCAAUAGAGAAUUAUCAUUGGAGGCUUUAUUUGAAUUUUUGGUAUUGAAAGCAAUUAUCGAGCAUGGUUAUACGAAAAUUUUUCAUGAUAUGAUCGAGGAUAUUGAUGCGAUUGAAUUGGAAUUUCCGAGGAAUGGAAGUCUACUUCAUUUGGCGAGUAAAUAUGGUCGAGUCACUAUUGCUAAGGACCUCUUGAGACGCGGUGCGUUGGAAGAUGUUGUUAAUGAUGAUAAAAUGACUCCAUUACAUUUUGCCGUGAUGAAUAAUCAUUGGAAGAUUGUUAAGAUACUGAUGAGGCAGAAGGUGAAUUUAACGGAACCGAAUAUUUAUGGGGAACGACCAUUGUUUAUUGCUUGUAAAUCGUCAGCGAUGAUGUGCUUGAAGAUUCUUCUUAAUGCCGGAUGUAAUGUCAAUUGUCCGGAUUCGUUGGAAAGGUCUCCUCUUCACAUAGCUGCGGCCCAGGGAAACGUAACUAUGGUGAAACUGCUCCUAAAGUACGGCGCAAAUUUCGAAGCAAAGGACAAAGACGGCAACACUCCAUUGGACAUUUGUCUACGAAUAAAUACCAAGGGCAAUCGUCAAAUUGCCAAACUACUCCUAGACAAUAAAGCCUCAUACAACAGUGAGCAAAAAAUUCAUUGUCAAUUCUUCAACAAAAUCAUGACAGCACACGCAAUUAAAAUGAAAGUUCUCAAUAUUAACGAAAAUUUCCAUUAUAAUCUUAACGACAACAUUACUCUCAAGUUCAAUGAUUUUUUUAUCAAAUGCACAAAAGAGAAAACAAAAAUGUCAUCAAUGAAGCUACCAUUCUCAAAUGGCAUUAUUUCAAUUCUAAAUCUACUUACCGGCAAUGAUUACACAAACUCCCUACUAUUGAGGAACGAAGCAUUCGUCAAUUAUUUGAGAGCAAUUAAUUUAAAGCUACACUAUCCAAUUUAUUAUUCAAUGUUAAAAACUCAAAUUAUUAACGGAGCAAUGAAGGGUAUGUUGACGGAAAUUGCUCAACAUUGCCUUCGAGUUAGAUAUAGAAGGCGAAAAUCGCCAUUUUUCGAUAUCAACGAUUUAGGGUCAAUUCACAAUAUUUACUUGCGUCGUCUCAUUGUACUGUCGCCAUUAGAAACGAGAAAAAAGCAAUUAGUUUUCGAGAGAAAAAUUCCCAUUUUUCGCUGUAUACCGAAUCAGUACCUACCCAUACCAACUUUAGAGGAAUAUAUGCUUCUGUAAUUCCUUAAUUUUUUUCGGGAAGAAAAAAAGAAUGAAAAGAAAUGCAACAAUUUUUAAUGUUUAAUUCUUUGUAUAUUAUAGAAAAAGA